Physcomitrium patens is the source of this 2381-nucleotide messenger RNA. RefSeq lists its product as uncharacterized. Lineage: Eukaryota; Viridiplantae; Streptophyta; Bryopsida; Funariales; Funariaceae. The record is from RefSeq and is a predicted model, not a curated record. Gene Ontology annotation, biological process: spliceosomal snRNP assembly. Gene Ontology annotation, cellular component: SMN complex; nucleus.
ACUGACAUGCUCCAGGGUCGACGUCGAACGACGACGCCGACGAAGAAUGGGACCGACGCAGCGUCGCGUGAAUUGUGGCGUUGAAUUCCCUUGAAUGAAAAUUCGGCGAGACACAGAAUCCGCGGGUGCCAUGCCAAGCCAGGGCAGCGUCGUCGCAAUGGCGGAGACUCUUGUCUCACUAAUUCGAAUUUCGUCUUACACCCGUUUGGUGUCUGCGAGGAGCAUAAGCUUGUGAAUUCCAGCGAGGAAUUAGGGUUUAGGAGUUGCAAGAGCGGAUUUGCAAGUAUGUCGACGGAGGAAGAAAUUGGCGUUGGAGAUGUGGAGAUUGAAGUCCAUAUGGAUCCAGGUAAUGCUGGAGGUGUAGCGGGUUACAGGUAUAAUAGAGACGAGAUGCUUGCGAUUUACUGGGGCAUGGGGGAUAGCUAUUACAUUGGGGUAGCAGAGGUGUGUGCUGUAUUGGAGCCUGUAAGCCAGGAGUUGUAUGAUAUGGACGUGGAUCAUUCAGCUCAGAAACCGAGGCACAAGACUAUAGACAGGCGGCAGCGAGGCAAGAAGGCGAGGGCGCCGAAUCCCGAGUCGGAGGUGCAUUUUCCUGAUGAAGAGAUUAUGCUGGAAUUGGGCUUGGAUCUUCCGAAUCAGUUCCUGCCUACGUUUUCAGAGCCCGAGGUCGAUGAGGACAGUGAAGACGAGAUCGAGAGUUUUCAGCCUCUGGCAUUUGCAGUUGAGGGUGAACCUGACUUUGAAUCCGGCGAACCGCAAGAUGGGUGGGAGUACCUGCGGCGGGUCAAAUGGGAGUUUGCACGCUGUCCCAAGGUCAAAGUUGCAACGAUCGAUCCCAAAAAGUUUGCUGAACAGACCCCUUACAUGCCAUCAAUACCUUCUGUGUCAGCUUGCUCUCCUCAUCUGCUCCCAACCAAAGAGUGGGAAACUGAAUUCCUAGCGGAUUUCUCAAAUCUUCGCAUGAAAUAUGCAGAAUCCGUAGUAGAGGAGAGGAAAUAUAGUGGAUCUUUGCCAUCUAUCCAUAACCAGGUCGGAUGGGAGACUUUCUGCUUUGGAAAGUCGGCCAGCCCGGUGGAGGAAGCUACAACAUCUGUGGAAGACAAUCUCGAGGCCUCACAAGGCGCGAUAGAGGAAAUUUCAGAAGACAAAAUUAAGAGCGUGGAUGAAGUUUUAGUUGAAGGGAUCAAAAUAGAGAUGAACAAGGAUGCAGACAAUAUCUUACUUCCUAAUCUGGAUUCCGAAACUGAAUUUCCAGCGUUGGGUAUCAAUGCAACGUCAUCAGAUGAGGAGCUGCAUUCCAGUCGUGUACCAGACUCAAACAUACAGAAGGAUGCAAUCCAGGAUUCGACGGUAAUAAUAGAACUCAUUAAAACCGGAUUGAAGGAUGCUGCUAAACGGAAAUCUAGUGAUCUAAAAGGUCCAAAUCCCCCUCUACUCAGUAUUUUGAUGAGACUGGACGAAGUUAAACGAGCAGCUCUCCUACGAUACCACAUUGCUUGGCUUGAGAGAGUGGAGUGUGUAACCAAAGGGCGGGCACAAUGGCUCUUUGCUCUCUCUGCUGUGGUUGAUAAGCCUCUAGAUGCGCAGACAAUGGCAGCAUAUCGGGCUCUUUUGAGAAGGUGCGCUGCCUUGCGGUCAAGUAAAACAUCGGCUGAGGACGAAGAGUUACACAUGUUGAACAUUCUCAUCACGAUAGCUGGGCGCUACUUCGGUCAAGCGGAAGAUGCGCUAAGUUAAUUGCUCACUCCAGAUGCCGAAUCAACGCAGACAUGGUUGGUGUCUGGAUACUUGUAACUUCCAUCUAUGGAGCGACUCGCUUGCAAGAAAUCCUUAGGAAGCUAUUAAAUGAUUGUGAAUCCGGUUUGCUACGGAAUCAACUUUUGUUUCCAUAUCCUCCUUGGUCGGACAAGUUAGUUUGGUUAUCUCAGAGGCACUCGUCAUCCAGGUGUGAUCGCAUGUUUAUUUUUGCCUGCAGUUUUCAGCUUCAAUAACCAUGUCUCAUAGAACUGUCACUUCCUCUUUGGAAAAAGAAAAAGAAAACUGGGUUUGAAUGCCCGUAUAAGUAGGCUUAACACGUGAUGGAGGCACAUGGGUCCUCUUGAUGCAAGUGGCUACCUCUGGGUCUCUGAUCUUAAAACCCAAUUUUGAGUUCAUGUUAGGUUCUGUGGACGCCUUGUGACGGAACCAAAAUAUUUGAUGAAAGGUAAAAUUAGCUCAGGACGGCUGAUAGAAUGCGCAGGAUGUAGCCUAAACUAUACUACAUGUACACUUAAACAAUAGGAGAGAGAAUGUGAAGCGGAUUUAAGUUCAAAUUUUGACUGAGAACUGUUUUGUAUUUAAGUAAAUAAAGGUCGACUCUAGCAGAGUUAUAAUUGUAACAA